This is a messenger RNA of Neoarius graeffei (lesser salmon catfish), 879 nucleotides long. It is a transcript of the gene lrrc30a, whose product is annotated as leucine rich repeat containing 30a. The record is from RefSeq and is a predicted model, not a curated record. NCBI's taxonomy places the organism in Eukaryota, Metazoa, Chordata, Actinopteri, Siluriformes, Ariidae. The transcript has a single exon. The coding region runs from base 1 to 879 and encodes 292 amino acids. Gene Ontology annotation, molecular function: protein binding.
AUGGGAGGAAAGAAAUCGAAGGAACCCACAAGCAACAACAUGAAACUUGUAGGAAGAAAAAGCACAGCCUGUAAGGAAAUCCUGACAUCAUCCGAGAGGAUCCGCAAGCACGUUGUGAUGCAAUUUGGUUACAAGGUGCUGAGCUUGGCUCGACAAGGUAUGACUGCACCUCCUGAGGAGCUAUGGGAUCUCACAGAACUGCAGAAGCUAAAUUUGUCCCUGAACUGCUUAUGUUUCUUGCCUUGUUCUGUGGCAUUCCUUCAGAACCUGGUUGUACUUAAUUUGUGUGGUAACCAGCUGACCAGUCUGCCCCCUGAGAUCGGGCAACUAAGGAACCUAAAGGUGCUCUUUGCGUACCAUAAUCACCUGACUGAUGUUCCUGAGGAGCUAGGCUCUUGUACUAAGCUGGAGGUCUUAAACCUGGCAAACAACCAGCUCACAAGUCUCCCAGAUAGCCUGGCUGCUCUCAUGAGCCUGCGGAAACUCAACCUAAGCCACAACAAUAUUGUGUAUAUCCCAGCAUGUGUCUAUACCAUGAAAAAUCUGGUCUUCUUGAAUGUGGCCUGUAAUAGGCUGGAGAACAUCGCGGAGCGUAUCCAAGCACUGUCUGAGCUAAAGAUCCUCAUUGUGGAAGAGAACUGUAUUCAUUGUCUGCCAACGAUGCUCUGCUAUCUGACGAAGUUAGAACUGCUCAAUGUGGAUCAUAAUGACAUUCAGAACGUUCCUGCUGAAAUGCACCAACUGAACAGGCUGGAGAAACUAGCUUCUCAUCCGCUGGAUAAAGGACUCCAUAUCAUGCAUAACCCUCUGGUCAAGCCAAUUAGAGAGGUGUUAGAUGGAGGUCUCCAAGCUCUUUAUAACUAUCUCAAGGCCAACUGA